Molecule: messenger RNA, 990 nt
Organism: Adineta ricciae
Lineage: Eukaryota; Metazoa; Rotifera; Eurotatoria; Adinetida; Adinetidae
Source: the annotation of a GenBank genome assembly
AUGAUGGUACGGUACAGUUCUGAACUGGUCGAAGCACUAACUUCAUCGACUAUGAAAAUUCAUCUCCUUCUAUCGAUUGUUAUCUUCAUUUUUGGCUUUAUCGGCAACGGUCUUAACAUACUCAUCCUAGCCAAAAGAACACUUCGUUCCAUUCCGUGUAUAUACUUCUUCUUAAUGUCAUCAAUCGCGAAUCUAAUCUCGAUUCUGUUCGGUCUCAUACCACGAAUUAUAUCGACAUGGCAAUUAGAUUUUACUGCUACUCACGACAUUCCGUGCAAAAUACGUGCAUUCGUUCUAUUCACAACACGAACUGUAGCUUUAUGGUUGAUCACGUUGGCUACAAUUGAUCGAUGGUUAAUCUCCUCUAAUCUAUCGUUUUGUCGACAAUUAAGUACAUUAAAACGCGCGCGUAUAGGCUCCUUAGUUAUUACGAUUAUUUCUUGUUUAAUGUACACACAAAUGUUCUUUUGUUACAAAGCGAAUCUCACGAAUACACCGUUGAAAUGUUACGGACGGACACGACUAUGUCGCUCAUUAACUGAUAUAACAUAUGCUGGUUUUACUGUUUUAUUACCUUUAACAUUAAUGAUUCUGUUUGGCUUGUUGACAAUAUCGAAUAUACGAAAAUCACAACAUUUUGCCGAAUCACAUCGAGUUGUAUCCGUGCGAUAUUUGACAAACGAACCAACUCUGCUUUUCAAACAACGAAAACGACGACAGAAAAAACUCGAUCGUUAUUUGCGGCGAAUACUUUUUGUUCAAAUUAUUUUAUUCAUCUUCUUAACUCUUCCUCAAACGAUACACAAGAUUUAUUUCACAAGUUCAUCAUUUCAACACAAAUCACCAACUGGAUAUAAAUUCGACGCGUUGUUAUACAGAUUCGAACUUCUUCUACCAUUCAUAGAAAGUGCUUUACCAUUCUACAUCUGCACCUUGACCGGUGGAAGGAUAUUUCGAAAUGCUCUACGAAGAUUGUUCACAUGUCAGUAG